CAACAGCUGGCCAGAAGCUCUCUCCGCAUUUUCUAUUCUAUUGUACUUUUCCUACCGUGACUGGACGUCCGCUUCCGGUCGCAAUAGUGGUUGGCGAGUCAAGCUUAAGGCUGCCCGCCAUGAUACUUCCUCAGGGAUCGCUUUUCUUUGCGAGCAUAGCUGCAUGCUCGACCGUGGUAGCUGCUGCGGGUGAUGCCUCGUCUCGACCCCGGGGAGUCGGACCCGAGUUUGCAAAGUUCUACAAGGACACCACAACAUUCACCUGCAUCUCCCAUCCAUCGAUUCAGAUCCCAUUCUCCGCGGUGAACGAUGACUAUUGUGACUGCCCCGAUGGUAGUGAUGAACCCGGCACGUCGGCCUGCGCUCAUCUUUCCCGCAACUCGGCAUUGACAGUGGCCGACCAGCCAGGGAACAGCGACCUCGAAGUCGUCUCUGCCCUUCCGGGUUUCUACUGCAAAAACAAAGGCCACAAGCCAUCCUACGUUCCGUCACAACGAGUCAAUGAUGGUAUCUGCGACUACGAACUUUGCUGUGAUGGGAGCGACGAGUGGGCACGGGUCGGCGGCACCAAGUGUGAGGACAAGUGCAAGGAGAUUGGGAAGGAGUGGCGUAAGAAGGAAGAGAAGAGGCAGAAAUCCCUGACGGCCGCCCUCAAGAAGAAGCGCGAUCUGCUUGUGGAUGCGGGCAGGCAACAGAAGGAGGUUGAAGACCAGAUCAAAAAUCUGGAGGUGGAAAUCCAGGCCCAGGAGAUCAAGGUCAAAGAUCUCCAGGCCCAGUUGGAGAAGGCCGAGCAGGAAGAGAAGAGCAAGGUAGUCAGGGGUAAGAAGGCUGGCAAGGUCAAUGUCCUGGCCCAAUUGGCCAGGGGUCGAGUCGAAGAGCUUCGGGACGCACUAGUGAACAUCCGCAAGGAAAGGGACGAUACCCGCGCACGGGUGAAGGAGCUCGAGGAAAUCCUAUCCAAGUUCAAGGUAGAGUACAAUCCUAAUUUCAACGACGAGGGUGUCAAGCGUGCUGUGCGCAGUUGGGAAGAUUAUGCCGUCAGGGGAACCCUUGAGAGUGCCACGAGCGCUGCCCAGGACAAUGAUUUGGACGAACUGGUCAAGCCAGACGAUGCUCAAUCUGGAAUCAAUUGGGAGCAAUGGGAGAACGAAGACGAGGGCUGUGAGACUGACUCUGCCCUGAUCUACCAGCUGGCAGCUUAUUUGCCUCCUUCACUGGUUGAGUUCAUCGAGACCAAAGUGGUCUCUGUUCGGGGUUUUCUUGAGGAGAACGGUAUAUUGCCCAAGAAGGACGAACCUACGACGUCCGAAUCCAAGGUCGUGUCAGACGCUCGGGAUGCUGUCAAGUCGGCUGAGAAGAGCCUUGAAGACUCGCGAAGACAGUUGGAGACCCACAAAUCCGACCUUGACACAGACUAUGGUCUUGCAUCCAUCUUCCGUGCAUUGAAGGGAGUAUGCAUCUCGAAGGACUUUGGUGAAUAUACGUACGAGCACUGCUUCCUAGAUCAAACCAAACAAAUUCCCAAGAAAGGCGGUGGCUCGAUGCGGAUGGGCAAGUACUCUGGCAUUGGGUCUGUUAGUGUGGACGUGCUCGACGAGUCUGGAGAUAUAAUCCCAGAGGAGAAGGUCGCCCUGCAUUAUACCAAUGGACAAACAUGUUGGAACGGACCGGCACGAUCGACAACGGUCGUCUUGGAGUGUGGUGAGGAGAACGAGAUUCUGAAGGUGGCCGAAGAUGAGAAAUGCGUCUACUCGAUGCUCGUUACCUCGCCGGCUGUUUGUCCCGGCGGUGAGGAGGAAGGGAAUGCUGCCCCGAGGAGCAAAGAUGAGCUGUGAGAGGCUGGCUGUACUCUACUGACAUGCUUGUGGGGUCAUUAUAGUUAGCGGUUAAGUAGUUCAUACUUAGUAGAGAAUGUAUUGAAUAGCUUAUACGGCAAAUUGCGUUGUGUUUUGAAGACCGAAAUAUCAUGACCAAGCUGG
This is a messenger RNA of Aspergillus aculeatus ATCC 16872, 1979 nucleotides long. RefSeq names its product putative protein kinase C substrate. NCBI's taxonomy places the organism in Eukaryota, Fungi, Ascomycota, Eurotiomycetes, Eurotiales, Aspergillaceae. The transcript is spliced from 3 exons. The record is from RefSeq and is a predicted model, not a curated record. Bases 120 to 1835 code for a protein of 571 amino acids. Gene Ontology annotation, cellular component: glucosidase II complex. Gene Ontology annotation, biological process: N-glycan processing.